GAGGGGCAGGAAACAGCAGCCGGCUUUGGUGGCGGCUGCAGCGGAGGGGGUAAGGACUGUCCACUGUCCAAGCGGCCUCUCAUCGAUCCCGGGUCUAAGGUCCGGCUGGAUCACAGGUCCAGCCUUCCUCCCCCAUCCGCCUGGCUGGCUGAGUCCCGGAGCCGCCACGUCCCUGGAGGCCUGGGCUUCCUCAAGAGGCCAGCCUGCCAGUCUGGCCAGACCGCCAGCUCCUUCGCAGAGAACUUCUCCACCACCAGCAGCAGCUUCGCCUACGACCGAGAGUUCCUGUGCACCCUGCCGGGGCUCCUGAUUGUGGCCGAGAUCGUCUUAGGGCUGCUGGUGUGGACGCUCAUCGCCGGCACUGAGUAUUUCCGGGUCCCUGCUUUUGGCUGGGUCAUGUUUGUAGCUGUCUUUUACUGGGUCCUCACCGUCUUCUUCCUCAUUGUCUACAUCACCAUGACCUACACCAGGAUUCCGCAGGUGCCCUGGACCACAGUGGGCCUGUGCUUUAAUGGCAGUGCCUUCCUCUUGUACCUCUCAGCCGCCGUAGUGGACGCAUCUUCUGUCUCCCCAGAGAAGGACAGUCACAACUUCAACAGCUGGGCAGCCUCCUCGUUCUUCGCCUUCCUGGUCACCAUUUGCUACGCUGGAAACACAUACUUCAGUUUCAUAGCCUGGAGAUCCAGGACCACACAGUGACUUCCUCUUCGGAUAAUGGAGAAGAAAACACACCAGGAUGAAUCCCACUGUAAAAAGCAGUUGUAGCUAUAAUGUAUAUUGCCCCAGAAUUGUAUUUAACUAAUGUUUUUAUAUCUUAGUUAAAUUACCUCCUAAUGGCUUGUUACAAUUACACUGGAUACUUGCAGAGUGCUGUGACUGCUGAUGAGC
Cricetulus griseus (Chinese hamster) is the source of this 888-nucleotide messenger RNA. NCBI's taxonomy places the organism in Eukaryota, Metazoa, Chordata, Mammalia, Rodentia, Cricetidae. The record is from RefSeq and is a predicted model, not a curated record.